Messenger RNA from Nyctereutes procyonoides (raccoon dog), 2253 nucleotides. It is a transcript of the gene UGP2, whose product is annotated as UDP-glucose pyrophosphorylase 2. NCBI's taxonomy places the organism in Eukaryota, Metazoa, Chordata, Mammalia, Carnivora, Canidae. Gene Ontology annotation, molecular function: UTP:glucose-1-phosphate uridylyltransferase activity. Gene Ontology annotation, biological process: UDP-alpha-D-glucose metabolic process; glycogen metabolic process. The record is from RefSeq and is a predicted model, not a curated record. Gene Ontology annotation, cellular component: cytoplasm. Bases 362 to 1888 code for a protein of 508 amino acids. The transcript has 10 exons.
UUUUUUUUUAAACCUUUUCCGGGAGUCUCCAGCUGGCCCUGGUGUGUGUCAGGAGCGCGGUGUAGACAGGAGUUCCAGGCAGGCUCAGUCACACGAAGUUCCUGUCUUUUCUGAAGUGGAGGAGGUUUUCCUGGUGUUUGUUUGGUUUGGGCUUUUCUUUUCUUUUUUUUUUUUUUUUUUGAGGUAAUUUUAAUCGCUUUGAAUAAAUAACUCUCCCUUAAGUGACUGGCCGUAGGAAGGGGAGAAAGAGCACGGCGGUGAGUUAAAGCCGGGGAGGAAGAGACCUGCCCCAUAGCGUGGCUCCUCUAGAAAUUAACACACAUAUACAUACAUCAUCAGAGUGUUUUACUAGAUCCCUAAAAUGUCGAGAUAUGUGCAAGAUCUUAGCAAAGCCAUGUCUCAAGAUGGUGCUUCUCAGUUUCAAGAAGUCAUUCGACAAGAGCUAGAAUUAUCUGUGAAGAAGGAACUAGAAAAAAUACUUACCACAGCACCAUCACAUGAGUUUGAGCACACUAAAAAAGACCUUGAUGGAUUUCGGAAGCUAUUUCAUAGAUUUUUGCAAGAAAAGGGGCCUUCUGUGGAUUGGGGAAAAAUACAGAGACCUCCAGAAGAUUCGAUUCAACCCUAUGAAAAGAUAAAGGCCAGGGGCUUACCUGAUAAUAUAUCUUCUGUGCUGAACAAGCUGGUGGUGGUGAAACUCAACGGUGGUUUGGGAACCAGCAUGGGCUGCAAAGGCCCCAAAAGUCUGAUCGGUGUGAGGAAUGAGAAUACCUUUUUGGAUCUGACCGUUCAGCAAAUUGAACAUUUGAACAAAACCUACAAUACAGAUGUUCCUCUUGUUCUAAUGAACUCUUUUAACACGGAUGAAGAUACAAAAAAAAUACUACAGAAGUACAAUCAUUGUCGUGUGAAAAUCUACACUUUUAAUCAAAGCAGGUACCCAAGGAUUAAUAAAGAAUCUUUACUGCCUGUAGCAAAGGAUGUCUCAUACUCAGGGGAAAAUACAGAAGCUUGGUACCCUCCAGGUCAUGGUGAUAUUUAUGCCAGUUUCUACAACUCUGGUUUGCUCGACACCCUUAUAGGAGAAGGCAAAGAGUAUAUUUUUGUGUCAAACAUAGAUAAUCUGGGUGCCACUGUGGAUCUUUAUAUUCUUAAUCAUCUAAUGAACCCACCCAAUGGAAAACCCUGUGAAUUUGUCAUGGAAGUCACAAAUAAAACACGUGCAGAUGUAAAGGGUGGGACGCUCACCCAGUAUGAAGGCAAGUUGAGACUCGUGGAAAUCGCUCAAGUGCCAAAAGCUCAUGUGGAUGAGUUCAAGUCUGUAUCAAAAUUCAAAAUAUUCAACACAAACAACCUCUGGAUCUCUCUUGCAGCAGUUAAGAGACUGCAGGAGCAAAAUGCUAUUGAUAUGGAAAUCAUCGUGAAUCCCAAGACUUUGGAUGGAGGCCUGAACGUCAUUCAGUUAGAAACUGCAGUAGGGGCUGCCAUUAAAAGUUUUGAGAACUCGCUCGGUAUUAAUGUUCCUCGGAGCCGUUUUCUACCUGUCAAAACCACAUCAGAUCUCUUGCUUGUGAUGUCAAACCUCUAUAGCCUUAAUGCGGGAUCUUUGACGAUGAGUGAAAAGCGGGAAUUUCCUACAGUACCCUUGGUUAAAUUAGGCAGUUCUUUUACCAAGGUUCAGGAUUAUCUGAGAAGGUUUGAAAGUAUACCAGAUAUGCUUGAAUUGGAUCACCUCACAGUUUCAGGAGAUGUGACAUUUGGCAAGAAUGUUUCACUAAAGGGAACAGUUAUCAUCAUUGCAAAUCAUGGUGACCGAAUUGACAUCCCACCUGGAGCAGUAUUAGAGAACAAGAUUGUAUCGGGGAACCUCCGUAUCUUGGACCACUGAGAGGAAAAAUACUGUGUACACUUCAUACUAAUUAUGGGCUAAACAGUUUCUUACAAUGAAAUGUUCUCUAGGAUUCUAAAGUUGGCAGGUACUUUACUGUGUUACUGUACCCUGCGGUGUUAAUUUUUAAAGUAGAGUUUUUUUGCAAUAUGCUUUUAGUUGAAGAAAAGCACAGAUGGAAGCAAUAUUUUUUCUUCUCUGAAGAGGACCCUGAAAGUUAGUUCAUUGUAAAGUGCAAUACUGUUUAAUCUUAAAACUGGGGCAGCUCUGCUGGAACAUCUUUUAACAGAGGCCUCAGUGAUGGUCACUUUGAAUUGCUUGUGAUUUCAAAAAUAAAGCUGUGAGGCAAUCCAUGUGCACACGUA